ACUCCUGCAACAGCCAGGUGCCGGAAAAGCAGCGCGACGCGGUGACGCAGUGGUGUACUGUAGCUUUUGCUUCGAGCCAGCAACCGUGCCGGUCGCAUAAACAUGGUUUCCUGCCGAAGCUCCUCGAGACUACUGUGGCCUACCGUUGGUGCAAUUGGGGUGCUCGUUGGAUGUCACGCAGGAAGCGCGGAAACAUUAGUCUGUUCGCCGUUCCCUAUUGUGCCUGUGAGCGACCUGGAUUACGCAAGGCUUUCAGGAGACUGGCGAGAAAUUCGAAAGACUCAGAGUCCUGUUUCCGCGUUGCGGGGAAGGUGGAGAUUCAACUUCUCCGAAAACAAGUUUGACUACCAUGCUGCAUUCAUAGGGAAUCGCAGCUGCGCUGCUUCCAUCAAAGGAGAAGCCACCAAGGUUCUUCCGAACAGCCAGUAUGAACUGGCAUAUAAUUUCCUCGGUCAGCAUGUAAAAGAAACUCUUACCGUGGUCGCCACGGACUAUGAAACCUACCUCGUGGUGUAUCGCUGCGAGAACACGGCGGGCCGCUCGGCUGCACCCGGGCUCUGUCUCCCUCACGCGGUCCACGUGAGCGUCCUAGCGAGGCACCCUCUGGACGACAGUACGGCACCUGACAUUCGAAAAACGCUACAUAGGAUAUGCGUUCCAGAGGACACCCUCGCCAACCUGGAGCUCAGUGAAGGAGGAGGGUGCGAGAUAGAUCAAGAAAGUGAUCCAAACACAAGUGAGCCGACACCUCCCGCGGGUACAGAAAAAUGUUUCCAGCCCUUCGAUGCUGGUUUUUGCCAGGCCAAGCACAGCAGCUUCUACUACAGCCAGGCAACGGGCAAAUGCGAACCUUUCACGUACACCGGCUGCGGUGGCAACAGCAAUAACUUCCAGAGCCUAAAGGAGUGCCAGGACACGUGCCAGACACCCCUUGAGGCCGCUACUGCGAUUACAGCUGCUCCAGUGGCCUGGAUCUCUAAUUGCUCCAGCACAGCGUCCUGUGGCCUUUCUUGUCCCUCGUGCUGUUCUUGGGACCAAAAUACCAAUUGCAUCGUCUGCCACUGCGAGCUGCCAGAUCUGGGUCCUAGAUUGCGCCCAGCCAGCUGCAUAACGUCGCCAAGUGACUGCCCUGUAGAGUGUCAGAGCAGCAGCAAGACAGACACCUGCUUCGACUGCAGCUGCCUCGCCCCCAAUGGAACGCUUGUACCCGCACUAGAGUACGUUCCUUCUGAGGAGCCCUUCUUCUGUCCGCCUACGUGUACACCAAAGACACUCCACAGCGGCGAACGAAAGUGCCACUGCGCUGACCACAAUGUGUGCAGUAUGCCGCUUGUCGAAGGAAGCUGCAACGAGGACAUUCCUCGGUACUUCUUCAACACCACUUCGUCCCGUUGCGACGUGUUCCAAUACAAGGGCUGCACAGGUAACGACAACAACUUCGAGACACACGAAGACUGCCUCGCAGAGUGUGAAGAUCUAUGCCACAUGCCCAAGGAUCCAGGAGCCUGCACAACUGACAAAGCUCUCGAAAGCUUCUACUACAACUCCCAAACGGGUCGCUGUGAGGACUUUGAGUAUAGUGGAUGUGGAGGGAAUGACAACAGGUUCGAAGACAUCGACUCAUGUAGAACACGAUGUGAAGAUGUCUGUCAUCAACCAAAGUAUUCUGGACCAUGCUACGCCUACCUGAGGCGGUUUUACUACAACAGCGAGACAGAGCGCUGCGAGCCCUUCAUCUACGGAGGAUGUAUGGCCAACGGAAACAAUUUCUACACCAUGGACCAGUGCAACAGGCACUGUCGCGAUUCGAGAAAGAAGGUGGAGGGGCCUACUCCUGACAGAGCACUCUGCCACCUCCCACUAGAUGAAGGUUCUUGUGAUGGCAGCGAAACUCGGCCCGAAACCAGGUUCUUCUAUGACGCUCAAAAAGAGGACUGCAUCAGCUUCAUCUACGCCGGCUGCGGCGGGAACGACAACAACUUCAGGCUGCUCGAAAACUGCAACCUCACUUGCUUUGGUGUCCAAACCCUGAUUUCUAAAGCAGAAGCCAGCUGCACGGAAGCAGAAUGCAGCUGCGGAAGAUUCAGAAUGGACGGUGACUGCAAAGUCUGCGAAUGUGGGAAUGGAGCCGAACGAGCAGGUCCAGGCGUCUACAUGCUUGUUUCGUUGCUCUGGGCAACGAUUUCAACCAGGGUCAUCUGAACGUCGCGUCCCCAUGCAGAGUAACCGAUAAAAGCGGCCAUGCACAAACCAACAUGUCUUUAAUUACGCAUAGAGCGGUUCGCGAAAUGCUGGAGCGUUCUAUCGAGCCGGUGUUGCCAGGGCAACUAUUCUCAUCAUCCCUUAUUACCGGCAGACCUCUACGUAAUCAGUUAGUCUAAGAUAAACCGCGGAGCAUGUUGGUGGCAACAUGGAUGCGUUCAAAACAUAAAAGUACCAGACAAACGGGAAAAGCCGUGCCCACCCUUUCGAGGUACAAAAACAUAUUUUUCCAAUACUUCAUCAGCGGCAAACUCAUCCGGAGAAUUCGAGAUGAUUCGAGAUGACGCCAUUUUUUUUUUCUUUUUGACAAACAGAAAGUGAUUUCCCUUUCCUCUCAAUACAUU
Molecule: messenger RNA, 2606 nt
Organism: Ixodes scapularis (black-legged tick)
Lineage: Eukaryota; Metazoa; Arthropoda; Arachnida; Ixodida; Ixodidae
Product: papilin
Exons: 17
Coding region: 103-2202 (699 amino acids)
Molecular function (GO): serine-type endopeptidase inhibitor activity
Source: RefSeq, a predicted model, not a curated record